This is a messenger RNA of Naegleria fowleri, 1047 nucleotides long. RefSeq lists its product as uncharacterized. Bases 1 to 1047 code for a protein of 348 amino acids. Gene Ontology annotation, molecular function: protein binding. The record is from RefSeq and is a predicted model, not a curated record. Lineage: Eukaryota; Heterolobosea; Eutetramitea; Acrasida; Naegleriidae. The transcript has 2 exons.
AUGCUUGCUCCUUCAUCAGUCAAGGUGGAUGCCAACGGAAAGUGUAGUCUAGCUUUCAAACAGUUGAGGGAUGUCCCCUCGCAGAUGGUCUUUCAGGCACUUGCUCCCAAAAUAAUAGAGUUGGAUCUCUCUCAUAACAAUCUGACGGAUUUAUCGGAAAAUGUUAAUUGUUUGGAGAAUUUAACGAGCUUGGUGCUAGAUCACAAUAGAAUACAUUCCGGAUCGAGUUUUAACGGAGGGAAACCAAUGCCUAAAAUUACAUUAUUAUGGGUCAAUUCAAACAAAAUUAAGGACCUCAAACAGUUUUUAGAAAAGGUAGCAUUUCACUUUCCCAACUUGAAAAUAUUUUCCAUGUUGAAAAACGAGGCUUGCCCAAACUUUUUUACAGGCGGAUCAGCAGAACAAUACGAGCAGUACAGAUUGUUUGUUGUGAGUAGACUACCGAAUUUGCAAGUACUGGAUUCAUCCACUGUGACAAAAUCUGAGCGUGAAAUCGCAAAGAAAAUGUAUGGAAAUUUGGAUUCAGUUCCGAGCUUUAUUUUAAUGCAACAACAGGAACAGCAACAAAAUUCUGAAACCUCAAAACAGCCCUCUAAAAGCACUACUAACAACACAAGUACUUCGUCAUCAAACGUAUCGAACUUACCAAACUUUGGAGCAUUAACCGCUAGUUCGAAUCAAAGCACAUAUUCUGUCACACCAUCACAACCAUCUUACAACCUUCCAAACAUUUCUACUCUUCAAUCCAACACUUCACUUCCACCCGUUAACUCUUUUAAUUACAACAACUCGAAUCCGUACCAAAAUACUCAGCCUAUUUAUUUCAACAACAAUACUCCAAAUUAUUCAACAUCUUAUGUACAACAAUAUAACUAUAAUGAUAUACUUGGAUCGACGGUACAUUAUAAUAAUUUGAUGUAUCCAUUGCCACAACCAAACAUAUCUCUUCCCAACCCAAGCGUUCCUUCCCAACCAGGCUUGCAACUACCACCAUUAGAUUCACUAGCUCAGAAAAAUCAGACCACUUACAGAGGUCCGUACUUGUGA